Molecule: messenger RNA, 1143 nt
Organism: Daldinia vernicosa
Lineage: Eukaryota; Fungi; Ascomycota; Sordariomycetes; Xylariales; Hypoxylaceae
Exons: 1
Coding region: 213-875 (220 amino acids)
Source: RefSeq, a predicted model, not a curated record
CCCAUCUCCCACCCAGCCUUGUCCACUUCCCAACCAUCCGAAUAUUGCUAAUUGAUAUGUAUGUAUAAUAAAAGGCGAUGCUUGCCAUGGUAGGUUCAAAUUCUCUUUUUCAUCUUGCAGAUCAUUCCUUUCCACCAAGCUAGGCUGUAAGGUGCAAUAACUCGCGGCCCUCAACUAGUACAAGCAAAACCCCCCUUGAGGCGUUGUCCAAGAUGCAUCUAAACCUGUCGAUCUCCUUUCUCUUUAUCCUAUCCCUAUUUGAUUCAUCUACAGCAUUGCCUUUCCUUAUACAGAGAAGGCAACCAACCCAGUCAUUGGUCGCUCGCGCUACAUAUUCUGUAGUCCCGAUUGAUGGGAAUGGUUCAGGUUCAGGUUCAACUAAGACUCCUGGCACAAUUGAGACAAUCGUUGUAACUCCUACCCCGAGUACGAGAACAAUUGUCCAGACUUCUCCACCGGUUACCAACACGAUAGUGAUUACCGCUAGUCCCGCGACCCAGACUGUUGCUACUACAGUCUCUAUUAUAGACAUUCAACCCACAACUGACGUUGUAACCACCACUGUGACUGAAGACGACCAUGUAUCAUCUUCAACUGCGGCUUAUCCGAGUACAGAGUCUACUACAGCAACAGCAACAUCAUCAUCUGUAUCUACCAUCUCGUCAACCAUACCCCCGGCGCCGCCAAGUACGGUAAUCAUAUCAGUCCUGCCAACGACUUUCGCUAGCACCUCUUCCCCGACGGCAUGGACGACAUCCAUACCAGUGUCCAGUUGGGUGUGGAGCUCAAGUACUUCUCACGAUGAUGGUUCGUGGCAUACAUCUUACCCUCCUUGGAAUGGGACUGUGAGCCGUCGAUUUGCUCGUGAGCAAUGAGAUAGCAAUAGCCCUUUUCUACCAUUGAGGCUUCUCUGUCUACUUUUUGCUGUAGGAAUGAAAUGCAUGAGAGCGGGAUAUGGUAUUAAUGGAGUAUUUCGGCGGGGCAGGCAACGGCAUAGAAUACAUGAACUAAUGUAAUGGAUGCUUGAUCUGGUUGCGGAACGAGUAAUGAACCAUACGCAAACCAAGCGCUGGGACGCGUCAAAUUUACCUAGUAUUAUAUGACUAGAGAGAUAAAUAUGGACAUAUAUAUUCUUACCUCUUA